Molecule: messenger RNA, 3333 nt
Organism: Corylus avellana
Lineage: Eukaryota; Viridiplantae; Streptophyta; Magnoliopsida; Fagales; Betulaceae
Source: RefSeq, a predicted model, not a curated record
AUGAGCAUAAUGAGUUGGAACUGCCGGGGGCUUGGGAACCCCCGGACAGUUCGUGACCUCUGCCGGUUGGUGAAGGUAAAGAAACCCGAAAUGGUUUUUCUUAUGGAAACGAUCAUGGGGAAAACGAAAAUGGAGCGGAUUCGGAGAAGAUUGGGUUUUCCCAAUAUGUUAGUUGUUGAUUGUGUGGGCAAAAGUGGGGGGUUGGCGCUCCUAUGGACAGAGACAAUUGAGGUGGAGGUUCAAAACUACAGUUCGCGUCACAUUAAUGCAAAAGUAAACACAAAACCUUCGGUGGGAUGGUGGAAAUUUACGGGCUUUUAUGGGCACCCGGAGGCGAGUAAAAGGAAGGAAGCUUGGGGCCUUAUUCGACAUCUUGCAACUUUGGAUCCUAAGCCUUGGAUUUGUGUGGGGGAUUUCAAUGAAAUCCUUUAUUUAUCUGAAAAAUGGGGAGGGAAUGGCCGGAGUAGAAGUCUAAUGGCUGAUUUCCAAUCUACUUUGGUAGAUUGUGAAUUAGUGGACAUGGGCUUUAGGGGACCUAAAUAUACAUGGAAUAAUGGAAGGGAGGGCAAAGAUUUUAUUCAAGAACGGUUGGAUAGAGCUGUAGUUAAUGAUAGAUGGAGCUCCCUAUUCCCCCAGGCGGAAAUUGUGGUGGAGGGUUCAAGCUGCUCUGAUCAUUUACCAUUGUUUGUGGUGUUCCAUGAACAGUGGCGAAGGAGAAGAACAGAACGUCGGUUUAUUCAUGAAGCAUCUUGGGAGGGACCGGAGUAUGCUGCUGAAAUUGCAAAUAUCAAACUUAAGGUGCAGUCUUUAAUGGAGCAAGAGGAGAUUAAAUGGAAACAACGUGCGAGGGUGGAGUGGCUACGGAAUGGAGACAAAAAUACUCGGUUUUUCCAUGCAUGUGCAAAUCAGCGAAGCAAAUCCAAUUCAAUCCGAAGGGUGUGUGAUCUAGCAGGGAACUGUAUGGAGACUCAAGAAGCCAUUGGAGAUGCUUUUGUAGACUACUUCAGAGAUUUAUUUACUUCUGGAAGACCGGAUUGCAUGGAGGAAUGUUUAGGGGCACUCGACCGACGAAUCACAGACGAUAUGAAUAAGAGGCUGCUGCGCCCAUUUACGGAAGAGGAGGUCAGUACAGCUCUCCAUCAAAUGGCUCCUAUGAAGGCCCCGGGACCGGAUGGUUUUAACGCUUGUUUUUUCCAAAAAAAUUGGAAUUUGCUUGGACCGGAGGUUUGCAAUGCUGUACUUUUUUCUCUAAAUUCUGGAGUGAUGAAUAAAGAAUUAAAUUCUACGUAUAUAACCUUGAUACCUAAAUCCAAUAAUCCUUUGUCUGUUUCGGAUUAUCGUCCCAUUAGCCUGUGUAAUGUCCUUUAUAAGUUGAUUUCUAAGGUGUUGGCUAACAGGCUAAAAGAAGUGUUGCCUGCUAUCAUUUCUCCAUACCAAAGCGCCUUUAUUCCAGGGCGUCUUAUUACAGACAAUAUUUUAGCAGCCUACGAAACUCUUCAUACCAUGCAAUCUAGGAUGUAUGGGAAGAAUGGUUUCAUGGCUGUUAAGUUGGAUAUGAGUAAGGCGUACGACCGAGUGGAAUGGGUUUUUUUGGAGGCAGUAAUGAGGAGAAUGGGGUUUGCAAAUAGAUGGAUUAAUCUCAUCAUGAUGUGUGUCUGUACGGCUCAUUUUUCAGUGUUGGUUAAUGGAACCCCUGUGGGACCAAUUAUUCCCACACGGGGUAUACGUCAAGGAGAUCCUAUCUCGCCUUACCUUUUUAUCCUCUGUGCGGAAGCACUUAGUGGCCUGCUGUCCCGAGGGGAUCGUGAAGGAUUUUUGAGGGGUGUUCCUACCUCUAAGAUGGGCCCUCGGCUGAAUCACCUUUUUUUCGCUGAUGAUAGCUUAUUGUUUUGCAGAGCUGAUGUUGCACACUGGCACCGUUUGACUGGUGUAUUGAAGCUCUAUGAACGAGCUUCCGGCCAAAAGUUGAAUGCUACCAAAACUGCAAUUUUCUUUAGCCGAAAUACAACGGAUGCAGACAAGGAAGAUGUCCUCGCAAUCGCUGCUAUUCCGGCGACCCAAAGAUAUGAUACCUACCUAGGACUUCCGGCGUUGGUUGGGAAGUCUCGAAUAAAGGAGUUUAAGGCUAUUCUAAGCCGGGUGGAAAAACGUCUUAACGAUUGGAAGCUCAAAUUUCUAUCGCAGGCGGGAAAGGAGAUUUUACUGAAGGCGGUGGUGCAAGCAAUCCCGACGUACAGUAUGAGCGUGUUUAAAAUUCCAAAAGAGUUAUGUAACAACAUAAACUCUUUGAUGCAGAAGUUUUGGUGGGGUCACAAAACUAAUGAAAGCCGAAUCCAUUGGAUGAGUUGGGGACGGUUGGGACUUAACAAGGUGAAGGGAGGAAUGGGGUUUCGGGAAUUUGGGUGUUUUAAUAAGGCACUCUUGGCCAAACAAGUGUGGCGCCUAUGGAAAUCACCUGAUAGUCUCGUGGCAAGGAUUUUGAAGGCUAAAUAUUUUCCAAGGUGUGAGGUGCUGGAUGCUUCUGUGGGGACGAAGCCUUCGUACGCUUGGAGGAGCAUUAUCAGCUCAAAAAAUCUUAUACAUGAAGGACUGUUCUGGCGGAUAGGUAAUGGAGCUAAGGCCUGCAUUUGGGGUGACAAGUGGGUACCUUUGCCGAACAGUUUUAGGAUCCAAUCCCCCCCAACCCCGGAAUUUCAUGACUCCAAGGUGUGUGCUUUAAUUGAUGAGGACUCUGGCUGGUGGAAUUCAAGACUACUCGGACAGUUGUUCAAUGAGGAAGAAGUUGCAGCUAUUCAAUCUCUCCCCUUGAGCAGUACAAGCCAAGCGGACAUGCUGAUAUGGAGGGGAACGGCUAAUGGUAUAUUCUCGGUAAAAAGUGCCUAUCACCUAGCUAAAGAGGUGGAAGAUCGAGAUAAGGCUGGAUGCUCAAUGGGUUUACAUAAGAGUGAUGUAUGGAAACUGAUUUGGAAGUUAAAAAUUCCAAAUGUGGAGAAGAACUUCAUAUGGCGUGCAUGUCAAGAUAUAUUACCAACUCGGGACAAUCUCUUGCGUCGUAGAAUUGCCGAAGAGCCAAUCGCGGUCGGCGAGAUGGUGAGAGUCGAGGAGUCCGCGCAUGUCAGUGGGGUUGAAGGAGAAGGGCUCGUUGAGGUCGGGGGGGGAGUAGCCGACGCAGUGGUUGGGCGAGAGAGUUGUCGGGGCUGGUGGGAUCGGGGCGGCGAGGUGGAGGAGGUGGUUGCGCAGGACCUUGGCUCGCCUUGCGACUUGGUCUUCCAUCGUGUGGGCGGGUGGGUGCGUGGGGAAACUGGGAAGGAGCGCUUUUAUAUAGGCUUCUGA